Pecten maximus is the source of this 2464-nucleotide messenger RNA. RefSeq lists its product as uncharacterized. The transcript is spliced from 17 exons. The record is from RefSeq and is a predicted model, not a curated record. The coding region runs from base 56 to 1894 and encodes 612 amino acids. NCBI's taxonomy places the organism in Eukaryota, Metazoa, Mollusca, Bivalvia, Pectinida, Pectinidae.
UGUGCUUCCUCUUCAACAUGUAAUUACAGUAACAUUGUCCACGCCCGCAGUAGAAAUGGAUUUUGAAAUCAGUCCGUUGACUUACGCUAACAACGAGUUUCGCCCAGAAGAUAAAGUAGUCACCAGACUAUUUGAGGAGGUAUGGAGUUGGAGACUGAAGACCAGUCCAGAAUUUGCUUCCUAUUGUGGUGUCCAUGAUUAUGACGACAAGUUAGAUGAUAUUGGACUUGAGGCAUUUCAGGAAUGGAAGACCACAGUUGAGGAGUUCCUGGAGAGAUCCAAGGAAAUCAACACUGAGAUGAUCAGUGAAGGUGCUAAACUUGACCUGGCGCUUCUCCAGGAGGAAUUCAAAACCUUCCUGUCAGCCUGCAAGUUUAAGGGGUGGUGCUUCCCAAUAACAUUCCAAGAUGGUGUUCACAAUGAUGUACAUCUACUUCUGAGCUUUUCAAAGUUUGAGAAAGAAUCUGACUACAGAGUCUACAUAGAACGAUUAAAGUGUUACCCUAGACAGAUUUCACAAGUGAGAGAGAUGUGUGAAGAGGGAAUGAAGACAGGUUACAUGACUCACAUGGUUUCUAUGAAUGAAGUACCAGACCAGAUCAAUAUUCUGACAAAUGGUGGAAAGCUAGAUACUAAAGCAUCAACUUUUUUGUCACCGUUCGGAAAGGAAGUGCAUGGUAUUUCUCCAGAGAAAAUGGAAGAGCUGGAGAAGGAAGCUAUAUCUGUAUUAGAGGAUAAAGUCAUCCCUGCCUUUAUAGACCUUCGGGAUUAUCUCUUGUCUGUAUAUAUGAAGAGAACAAGACCCUGUAUUGGGGUGUGUACUCUACCUAAUGGACCCAAAUAUUACCAACAGUGUCUGAAUUUUCACACGUCAACAAAUCUGACACCAGCAGAGGUUCACAACCUUGGUUUACAGGAGGUUGAGAGAAUUUCAAAAGCGAUGCAGAAAAUAUCAAUGGAAGAAGGAUUUGGUUCAAACAUCCAGCGCUUCAUGAAACACAUAAAAAACAACAAGGAAUUUUACUAUCAAACCAAGGAAGAUCUGUUGUCUGGAAUUAAAGACAUCUGUACAAAUAAAAUCAGACCCAAACUCUCAAAGCUGUUCAAGACAAUCCCAGAUGUAGAUAUGACGAUCAAAGCAUCGCCUAGUGCUAUGAGUUCAGCUCCUGUGGGAUAUUACAUGGCGGGUACCAUGGAUGGAUCUCGACCAGGAAUUUACUAUGUCAACACUGCUCAUGUCACAGACACGCCAAAAUAUGAGUUAAUGGCGCUAAGUCUCCAUGAGGGUGAACCUGGUCACCACCUACAGAGUAUGUAUGCUAUACAGCAGAAGGGAGUACCAACCUUUCGUCAGUACAUAGAGGAUAUGAAGUAUUCCCGAGCCCCCACCAGAUUCUCCCUCCAGACUGCUUACAUUGAGGGCUGGGGACUUUACUGUGAGGCGUUGGGAGAGGAGCUUGGACUAUACAGUACAAAUUAUGAACUGUUUGGCAGAUACACCUUUGAAAUCCUGCGGGCUGCUCGUUUGGUGGUGGAUACAGGGCUACAUGCGAUGGGGUGGACAUUUGAGAAUACUAAAAAAUACUUAAUGGAGAGGGCCUUUAUGCAUGAGUGGUUUGCUGACAGCGAGUCAAAACGCUACAUUACCUGGCCAGGACAGGCAUGUGCAUACAAGAUAGGGGAACUGAAGAUCAAGGAACUGAGAAAGAGAGCAGAAAAGGAACUGGGUGAUGCUUUUGAUGUUCGUGAAUUCCACGAAGCUGUUCUACAAUGUGGGCCGGUCCCUCUGAAUGUACUAGAGGGCAUGAUCACAGCAUUUAUCAGAGAAAACAAAAACUCCAACAAUCAACAUGUCUCUAACGAUUCCGAAGAAAUAAAUUCAGACGAUUCUUAAAUGAAUAAAUAUGAUCAGCUGCAUCUUGAUAUUCUCCGAGUGAAAUAUCAGUACAAUCCAAAUGGCAUACACUCUCCAGCAUUUAAACUGUGUAUGAAUACCUGCCCUUUUUAUAGAUUUAUGUUAAACAGGUAACUUGAGUUAAGGAUACGAUACUCUAUAGUUAUUAAAUUUCGCAGGGUAAUUAUUUCGUGGAUGUCCCAGGUGACCUAAAUUUCACACAUCCUCGCCUUGUAAGCAUUUUGAAGUAUUCAAACACUUCUACACAUUUGUACAAAAUGUAUAUAUAAAUGUUUGCUGCAUAUUUAUUUUUGUGCUAUAUUUAAUGGUUGUGAAUAUAGUAACUUAAACCCCCUGCAAUUUUUACCAACUAUACAGUAAAUAUAUAUGUAUCUGUCAAAUCCAACUUAUAUGCUAGUCGAAAUGAUCUUUAUGUUAAUUGAAAAGAAUAUACCUUAUUAUUUGAUUGUAUCAUUUACAUACUUGUCGACAUGGAAAACAUCAAUCUCUAAUUUAUAGUCGCCUAUCCAUUCAUGUUUUUUCUGUAAUAAUAAAUUUUCACAUUUGUUC